Molecule: messenger RNA, 3163 nt
Organism: Drosophila subobscura
Lineage: Eukaryota; Metazoa; Arthropoda; Insecta; Diptera; Drosophilidae
Gene: da
Product: protein daughterless
Exons: 3
Coding region: 414-2459 (681 amino acids)
Biological process (GO): regulation of transcription by RNA polymerase II
Cellular component (GO): transcription regulator complex
Molecular function (GO): RNA polymerase II cis-regulatory region sequence-specific DNA binding; DNA-binding transcription factor activity, RNA polymerase II-specific; protein dimerization activity
Source: RefSeq, a predicted model, not a curated record
GAAGAGAACAAAGAUGGCGUUUCCGAGCACACGAAAACUACAGCAAGGUGAAUGCUAAGUAAAGAUUCUUUAAAUAUAUGUUGAAAAUGUCAAUAACGAUUUGAAAUUAUUAAAUAAAAAGUAUGCUUAAAAUGUGCAAAUUAAAGAAAACUAUUCUUAUGUAAUUCGUCACUGUUAGUUUUCAAGAUUAAUUUAAUAACAAACCUACAUAUUGACUAGUUGUGCUGAAAGAAUCGAAAAAUUAUUGUUUUACACAAGAUAUAUAUGUACAUACAUAUAUGUGCGUACACAUAGGCUGUGGCUAUACAUCGGUACUCUCACUGCAACAAGGAACCCCAACAUACGUAUACAAAUUCAAUUAACAGGAUAUUAGCAUCCAUUGCCAAAUCUCCGUCUUGAAUUGUGGUGCAGAUAUGGCUACCAGUGAUGAUGAGCCAAUGCACUUGUAUGAAGUGUUUCAAAACUGUUUCAAUAAAAUAGCAAACAAACAACCAACGGGCACAGCCGGAUCUGACCGUGGAGGUGGUGGGGGUUACCACUCGCCUUACGGAAACCUUGGAGUGGAAAAUGGCAUGUACCCAAGUGAUUUUAACUCAGUUCACGAUGCCAAUGCGGGAAACAAUCGCUUUCCCAGCACAACAACACAAGUUGAUCAGUAUUUUGAUUCAGCUGUGACGAGUAGCGGCGCUUGGUGUCCAUCCCAAAUGAGCAGUGGUAAUAAUUACAUGGGACAAGGCUCUUAUCAAAAUACUGUUCCAUUGACUUGUCAUACUUUGGACCAGCAAGUGCAUAAUGCAGACGGUUUGUCAAGUGGAACAAGUAUUGGAAUCAAUAUGGGAAGCGAAAGUGGUCAUGCCAUGCAUUGUCCGGUGUCAACUUCUCUUCCGCCGAUGAGUACUUUUAGACCUAAUGCCGGUAGUUUGCCCAGCAUCAGCGGACAAGCACCUGUCCAUCCACCAGCCAUAUUCAACUCACCACAGGCACAGGCACACAAUCAAAGCCAAGUACAAGUACAAGCACAGCAGCAUAGUUCGUUAUCCACGGCUGGACCGCAUGGUCAUCAUUCGCUCAAUCACACUCCACAUUCUCAUGCACAUUCCCAUCACAGUCAGCAAAACAGUCCUGCGGUGCAGAGUGCAGAUACAUUCAGCGGAGUAAAUGCCGGAGUUAAUGUGAAAGUGGCUGGAGCUGGUAAUUCUUCGGCAUCAUCAUUGCGGCAACAAAUGUAUUUACCAGCUAAUGUAGCUGAUCAAAGUAUUAGUAGUUUCGGUUCAAAUCCUUCUACGCCCGUUAAUUCACCACCCCCAUUGACGCAAUCUGUUGGCGAAUCGUCUGUCACUGCUCCAGGUGGGUGGGGCCAUUCAGUGUUAAAUGGUGGCACGAAUCCGAGUUACGUAAACGAUAUGGUUCCAGUAACUAGCUUACAUACAAUGGCCUCUGUAUUUCAAGGAGUACGCAUGGAAGAAAGAUUGGAUGAUGCACUCAACGUACUGCGCAAUCAUUGCGAGCCCGAAACUAUACCAAACGUAAACGUUAACGCAUCGAUUGAAAAUAUAGAUGCAAUGUCUUCAUUUGUUCCCAAUUCCCCUUCGCAUCUUUUAAACGUCACCGCCGCAGGAAGUGGAAGCUCUUCUGUCACCAACACGUCCAAUUCACUUGUUCAUGACGUUCUGUCAAUGGGAGCUGCUGGAUCAUCAGUUCAAUCAGUUGGCGAAGAUGGAUUGGCGCAUUUAAAAACAGAUCGAACAAAACAAUCAAAAAAGCGAAAGGAACACACUGUGACCAACACCAUAGCGGCAGUUUGCACCACCUCGAACCUAACCAGCUUAGAUGUUUCCGAUACAAAGCCAACAAGCUCUAUAGAGUCAUUAAAUGCAACCCAAUUGCAGCAGCUUUCGCAGGGUGGAAAAUCAUCAAAAAGACCACGCCGAUACUGCUCUUCGGCGGAUGAUGAUGAUGAUGCAGAGCCAGCUGUUAAGGCGAUUCGAGAGAAAGAACGUCGUCAGGCCAACAAUGCGCGCGAAAGAAUUCGCAUUCGAGAUAUCAAUGAGGCGUUGAAGGAAUUGGGUCGAAUGUGUAUGACACACCUAAAAUCAGAUAAGCCACAAACUAAGUUGGGAAUUCUUAACAUGGCUGUUGAGGUUAUUAUGACCCUGGAGCAACAGGUUCGCGAGCGAAAUCUGAAUCCCAAGGCAGCAUGUCUUAAGCGGCGCGAGGAGGAGAAGGCCGAGGACGGGCCUAAGCUGAGUGGGCAGCAUCACAUGAUACCGCAGCCACCUGUUGGAGCGUCCGGAAGCAGCUAUCACAGCCAAUCUGCGCAGCUUGUGCCACCGUCAUCACAGACUAUAAGUACCAUGACCAUAUCCCUACCUGUCAACAAUGCUACCAGCGUCUUACCACCCCAUUUACAUCAGCAACAACAACAAUCACAACUCGGACACGGUCAGCUUCCGCAAUAGCAUGCACUUAGAAACCACUCUGAAAUCGCCCCUAUCUUCCAUAAAACCCCAAUGUAUUCAAGACUCUACCAAGUACUCAUCAAACUCGGAACUCGAGCACGAGCAUCAGAUUUAAAAAACAAAUAUUUUGGCGUUGCCCUCCAAAAUGGAAGUCUCAAGCAACAUAGCUCUUUUAAAAUGUACAACACUUUUAACAAACAUCGCUUAAACGAUUGUCAAUAUGAUGACCAGGUUUACUUAUUAAUAUGAUUGUAUUGUAUUGUAUAUAGCUAUUCCACAAUUUUUUACCUGGGAAGAUAUUUUACGUUUCUUAGAUAAUUUGAUUAAUUAAAUUUGUUUUAAUUUUAUAUCUGUACGAUAUUACCUUACCGUAGCCAUGUUUUUUAUACAAUUACAGCAUACAUAACGACAUAAUUAACUGUAAGUAGUUAAAGAAAACUACAAUGUAAACACAUACAUAGGCCUAUUUCUUUUUAUUUCCCAGAGAUACAGGAAUAAAUAUGUCCAUAUUAAUUUUUUUAUUGGGUUUGUGAUUAAAGAACACUUUUGAACGUAAGGGUAAUAAAAAAAAAUACUAUGGAAGUAAUCGUUAAUUAAGAUUAGCUCAUAAUUGUUGUAUUGUAACUUAAGGCUUCAAAGAAAAUUUGUAAUAUGGUUAUCAAUUAUAUAGUUUUCUACUAUAGGAAACUGGAAUUUGCAAAAUA